UUAUAUAUGUAGCAUAGACACAUUUCAUAGGUUUCUUCCAGCGUUUUUGUCUUUCUUUUCUAUACAUUCUAUAUGGUUUAUUGGGUUUAGCCUGCUCAGCAUCUUAUUCAGUUCAAUGAUAUAAUUCAUUUGGAUUGCGGAAUGAUGGCGUAGGAGUGGUACUCCUUUAAUAUAUCUGAAAACAAAGGAUUGGCUUUUUUUUGGGAAAAAAAAAGAGAGCUUUUGAAGAGAGCCCAGGCAUCAUCUUCUGGUUGAUAAAAGGACAAAAACGCAGAUGGUGAGAUGCUCUUCUUCACACGAUUUGAUCUCUCUUCUUACUUGAUUCAUCGACAUCAUCGACAAAGCCACCGACUCAGCUUGAUUCUCACGUCUCUCCUUCACGAACAACCCAGCUUUCCAAACAAUGGGCUUCACUCCUUUUCUCAAUAGCAUUACAGCUUAUUCUUCUUCAUUAUCCGCCGGACAACUACAUUUCUUCCUUCUGGGGACAAACCAAGGUUUGCCCAUAUUGGAACUAUCCUCCAUUUGCAUCAAUCUGACACUUCUCAUAGUUUUCCUUUUCCUAAUAUCUGCAAGGCAAAUACUUGUCUUUAUCCAUCAAACUCGAUUUCUUAAGGAGGAUUAUGUUGGGAAUUCAAGCCCAACCAGGAGAAGCAUUAGUGUUGAUGGUGAAGUUCGGGGCGCUAUAGUCGGUACUGGGUUUAAAUUCUCUGUAUUUUGUUGUUUCUAUGUACUGCUUGUGCAAGUUGUGGUGCUAGGAUUCGAUGGAUUUGGUUUAAUAAGGGAGGCUGUUGAUGGGAAAGUUGUGGAUUGGUCUGUUAUUUCCUUGUCUGCUGCUCAAGGUUUAGCUUGGUCUGUGUUGAGUUUUUCAGCUAUCCAUUGUAAGUUUAAGGGGUUGGAGAAAUUCCCCUUGUUGUUGAGGGUAUGGUGGGUUAUUUCUUUUGUGAUUUGCCUGUGUAAUCUGUACGUUGAUGGGAGAUCAUUCUUAGUGGAUGGUUCGAACCACUUGACUUCACAUGUACUGGCCAAUUUUGCUGUGACCCCAGCUCUUGCAUUUCUUUGCUUUGUAGGAAUUAGGGGUGCAACCGGUAUAGAAGUGUAUAGAAAUCCUGAUCUUCAGGAGCCUUUGCUUGAAGAAGAGGCAGGCUGUCUUAAGGUAACUCCUUAUAGUGAUGCUGGACUCUUUAGUUUGGCUAUACUUUCUUGGCUUAAUCCACUUCUUUCAAUUGGUGCAAAGAGACCGCUUGAGCUUAAGGACAUUCCCCUUCUUGCACUAAAAGAUCGAGCCAAGACUAAUUAUAAGGUUUUGAAUUCGAAUUGGGAAAAACUGAAGGCUGAAAACCAGUCAAAGCAACCUUCUUUGGCUUGGGCAAUUUUGAAGUCAUUCUGGAAGGAAGCAGCUGGUAAUGCUGUAUUUGCUUUGCUGAACACUAUUGUUUCCUAUGUGGGCCCAUACAUGAUAAGUUACUUUGUUGAUUACCUAGGAGGGAAGGAGACUUUCCCUCAUGAAGGUUAUGUACUUGCUGGAAUAUUUUUUGUAUCCAAGCUCAUAGAGACACUGACGACCAGGCAGUGGUAUCUCGGGGUUGACAUUUUGGGUAUGCAUGUUAGAUCAGCUCUAACGGCAAUGGUCUAUCAAAAGGGGUUGAAGCUCUCAAGCUUAGCUAAACAAAGUCAUACCAGUGGAGAAAUUGUUAAUUACAUGGCAGUUGAUGUUCAAAGAGUGGGGGAUUAUUCUUGGUAUCUCCAUGACAUUUGGAUGCUUCCUUUGCAAAUAAUUCUUGCUCUUGCGAUAUUAUAUAAAAAUGUAGGUAUUGCUUCCAUUGCCACACUGGUUGCAACCGUUGUAUCCAUAAUUGUUACUGUUCCUUUGGCAAAGGUCCAAGAAGAUUAUCAAGACAAGUUAAUGACUGCCAAGGAUGAAAGAAUGAGGAAGACUUCCGAGUGUCUAAGGAACAUGAGGAUUCUGAAAUUACAAGCCUGGGAGGAGAGGUACCGUGUUAAAUUGGAGGAGAUGCGGGAUGUAGAAUUCAGGUGGCUACGAAAAGCUCUCUAUUCACAGGCCUUUAUUACGUUCAUUUUCUGGAGCUCCCCAAUAUUUGUUGCAGCUGUUACAUUUGGCACAUCUAUAUUGUUGGGAGGUCAACUCACAGCAGGCAGUGUUCUUUCCGCACUUGCCACUUUCAGAAUCCUUCAAGAGCCACUUAGGAAUUUUCCAGACCUGGUGUCUAUGAUGGCUCAGACAAAGGUCUCUCUUGAUAGAAUAUCAGGAUUCCUGCAGGAAGAAGAACUGCAGGAAGACGCCACCAUUGUUCUGCCUCGAGGAAUGUCAAAGGUGGCUAUAGAGAUCAAGGAUGGUGAGUUUUGCUGGGAUCCUUCCUCUUCUUCCAGGCCCACAUUAUCUGGAAUACAAAUGAAAGUAGAAAGCGGGAUGCAUGUGGCAGUUUGUGGCAUGGUUGGCUCUGGGAAGUCAAGCUUUCUCUCUUGCAUCCUCGGGGAGAUCCCUAAAAUCUCUGGUGAAGUUCGAGCGUGCGGUACUACUGCCUAUGUCUCUCAGUCUGCUUGGAUACAGUCUGGAAAUAUUGAAGAGAACAUUCUUUUUGGUAGUCCGAUGGAUAAAGCUAAAUACAAGAACGUUAUCCAUGCUUGUUCACUGAAGAAAGAUUUUGAACUUUUUUCACAUGGAGAUCAGACCAUAAUUGGAGAUAGGGGUAUCAAUCUGAGUGGUGGACAGAAGCAACGUGUGCAGCUUGCAAGGGCACUUUAUCAAGAUGCUGAUACAUAUUUACUUGACGACCCCUUCAGUGCUGUUGAUGCUCACACCGGCUCAGAACUAUUCAAGGAAUACAUAAUGACAGCACUAGCGAGUAAGACUGUUGUUUUUGUGACACAUCAAGUUGAGUUUCUGCCCUCUGCUGAUUUGAUACUGGUUCUUAAGGAAGGUCGCAUCAUACAGGCAGGAAAAUAUGAUGAACUUUUACAAGCAGGCACGGAUUUCAAUGCUCUGGUCUCAGCUCACCAUGAAGCAAUUGAAGCAAUGGAUAUUCCAAGUUUCUCAUCAGAAGAUUCAGAUGAAAAUUUGCUUCUCGAUGGGCCAAAAAUACUGAAUAAGAAAUGUGAUUCAGCUGGAAAUAAUAUUGACAGUUUGGUCAAGGAAGUUGAAGAUGGUGCAUCAGCUUCAGACCAGAAAGCAAUUAAAGAGAAAAAGAAAGCAAAGAGGAGGAAAAAACAGCUUGUUCAAGAAGAGGAAAGGAUAAAAGGAAGAGUCAGCAUGAAGGUGUACUUAUCAUAUAUGGCAGCUGCAUAUAAAGGCAUUUUGAUACCGCUCAUUGUUGUUGCACAAACAUUAUUUCAGUUCCUUCAAAUAGCUAGUAACUGGUGGAUGGCAUGGGCUAAUCCCCAGACUGAAGAAGACGAAGCAAAAGUCAGUUCUAUGGUCCUACUUGUUGUUUAUAUGGCCCUUGCAUUUGGGAGUUCUUGGUUUAUAUUUGUCAGGGCUGUUCUGGUAGCUACGUUCGGUCUAGCAGCUGCACAAAAACUGUUUCUCAAUAUGCUUAGAAGUGUAUUUCGUGCUCCAAUGUCUUUUUUUGAUUCAACUCCUUCUGGGCGCAUCUUGAAUCGAGUGUCUAUUGAUCAAAGUGUUGUGGACCUUGAUAUUCCUUUUAGACUUGGUGGGUUUGCUUCAACAACAAUACAGCUUCUCGGGAUUGUUGGCGUGAUGACAGAAGUUACUUGGCAAGUUCUUCUGCUUGUUGUCCCGAUGACUAUUGCUUGCUUGUGGAUGCAGGUAGUUGCUUCUAUUUACCUAAAAUUUCUGUUGUUGAGUUCGAUUGCUCUCAUAGAUCGAGAGAAAUGGAAUCACCUUAUUUACUAGUUUAUUUCUUUUAGUCUAUUCUGCUUUUCUCAUUCUUCAAGUCUGAUGAGUUGCUGCCUGCGGAUGGAGUUACUUUCAACCUUUGUAUUUGCUUUUUGCAUGAUUUUGCUCGUGAGUUUUCCACAUGGAACUAUUGAUCCAAGUAUGGCUGGCCUUGCUGUGACAUAUGGCCUUAACUUAAAUGCACGGCUAUCUCGGUGGAUACUUAGCUUUUGCAAGCUUGAGAAUAAAAUUAUUUCCAUAGAGAGGAUUUAUCAGUACAGCCAAAUUCAGAGUGAAGCUCCUCCUGUUAUUGAAAACUCUUGCCCUCCGUCCUCAUGGCCCGAAAAUGGAACAAUUGAAUUGGUUGAUUUAAAGGUUCGAUAUGGUGAAAAUCUUCCUGUGGUGCUUCAUGGGGUAUCCUGUGCCUUUCCUGGCGGCAUGAAGAUUGGAAUUGUUGGGCGUACUGGCAGCGGUAAAUCCACUUUGAUCCAAGCAUUGUUCCGAUUGAUUGAACCAGCCGGUGGAAAAAUCAUUAUAGACAACAUCGACAUUUCAACAAUUGGGCUCCAUGACCUUCGUAGCCGUCUUAGUAUCAUUCCCCAGGAUCCUACUUUAUUUGAAGGAACUAUUAGAUGCAAUCUUGAUCCUCUUGAAGAGCAUUCAGAUCAUGAUAAUUGGGAGGCACUUGAGAAGUCUCAGCUUGGAGACAUGGUUCGUGAGAAAGAACACAAGCUUGAUGCACUAGUUUCAGAAAACGGAGAUAACUGGAGCGUGGGGCAGCGACAACUUGUUUCCCUGGGCCGGGCUUUGCUCAAACAGGCAAGAAUACUUGUACUAGAUGAAGCGACAGCAUCAGUUGACACUGCCACUGACAAUCUCAUACAGAAGAUCAUCCGGACGGAGUUCAAGAACUGCACAGUCUGUACUAUUGCACAUCGUAUUCCAACAGUAAUCGACAGUGAUCUUGUUUUGGUGCUAAGUGAUGGUCGAGUAGCAGAGUUUGAUACACCGCAACGUCUCCUCGAGGAUAAAUCAUCCAUGUUUCUAAAGUUGGUAACCGAGUAUUCAUCAAGAUCCAGUGGCAUACCAGAAUUUUGAAACAGAUCGCCUGUCCCAAAAUUCUUCAACUCGGGCAUUGGAAGCUAAGGCUCUAUCCAAGAGUGAACAAGGUAUUGCUGCUUUUCUCUCACAGCACUUGACAAACUCGGUUACGAAUAGCGACCGACAGAUUUGGACAUCAAGACAUUAAACCAAAACCUCAGAGUAGAGGAAAAGUAAUUUCGACCGACAGAUUUGCACAUCAAGAUAUUAAACCAAAACCUCAGAGUAGAGGAAAAGUAAUUUCCAUGUCAAGGUAGUUAACUCAUUACCCCCUUGAGUGAAUUUGGGGUAUUCAUGCACAGUUAACGCUUAGCAACUCGGCAUACCUUAGUAGCGGAACGGAAAAUAAGCCGGAGGAAUGGUAGAGUUAAUAAAUAAUUCACUGAAGGUAAUAUUUGUUCAAAGAUG
Molecule: messenger RNA, 5365 nt
Organism: Hibiscus syriacus
Lineage: Eukaryota; Viridiplantae; Streptophyta; Magnoliopsida; Malvales; Malvaceae
Product: ABC transporter C family member 5-like
Exons: 11
Biological process (GO): transmembrane transport
Cellular component (GO): vacuolar membrane; plant-type vacuole
Molecular function (GO): ATP hydrolysis activity; ABC-type transporter activity; ATP binding
Source: RefSeq, a predicted model, not a curated record